UGCACUGUGGUUCACAUGUCGACAGGUUUUACUAUCAGUUCACAAAGUGGAGCCGGUGACCAUGGCUGAGGAUGUGGUUGUACCCGAGGAGAAUUUAAUAAGCAGUCUGACUCUUUUGGUGAACUGGGGAAAAGUUCUUUUAGAUGAAGCUAAAAGACAAGCAGCAGAAUCCCUGGAGGAUUUUGUCCCACAUAAGAUCAGCACGUUGUUCGGCCUCAUCACAGCCGGGGCAGACUUCUACAGAAGCCUUGGAGUGAAGAAGAAGAGCGAAGCAGAGGCCAUAUGGCAGAAGUCUUAUCACCAUGCAGCAGUGAGAGAGCAAGUGGAUGAGCUUCUGCAGUUGGAGACUGAGUGGGACUCCUUCCUGGAGGGCGUGGACAGAGAUCUGCAGACGACAGACAGACGGCUCUCAGGAGCGAAGACAGCUGACCACCUGAGCCCUGAAACCGCGCUCACUGAUGCACGGAGUGGAAAAAGUGUGACUCUGGGUGACUAUCUGAAUCAGGGGCAGAAGCUGCUGCUGGUUCUCAUCAGACAUUUUGGAUGACUGCCAUGACGAGACCACUUGGCCGAGCUGGAGGCCAGUCAGGCUCUCCUAGAUGCUCGGUCACUGAAGGUCUUGGUGAUCUCUUUUGGUGGUGUGGAGGGAGCGAAGUUGUGGUUGGAACAGACUGGAUGUACUUAUGACAUGCUGCUGGAUCCCCAGAGAAAGAUAUACAGGAGUUUCGGCCUGGGGUCGUCCUACGCUAAGGUGAUGAAGUUCAGCUGCCUGCUGCAGUACUCGGAGUACUUAGCUGUUGGAAAAGACUUUCCUGACGUCCCCCCUCGCCUGAUGGUGGAUCUUUACCAGAUGGGAGGCGACUUUGUGCUGAAUGAAGCAGGGAAAGUUCUCCUCUCUCACCCGUCUGAAAACCCUCACGACAGGCCGACUGUGAUGGGCAUCCUGCAGGCUGUGGACCCAUCAAAGCUGUAACAGAUGCCUGAACACUGGAGGAACACCUGGGGUUUAAAUGGUUAACUAAGCACUGACACCACAGAAGAAGAGCAGCUCUUUGACUCUCGUUUAUGACGUCACGUCUCCCAUUCAUGACAUCAUGAAGAUGCGUGACCGAUGCAGAGCUGUGAGGCGGAGACAUCUGCUCCUCUGAGUUUAGUGUCAGUGCUGCAGUUUUGAUAAAAAUGUGGUACUACUGCUACUGGAUAAAUUUGUGAUUAUGUUUAAUUUUAAUAUAAACUGUCACUAAUCAUUGUCACUCUGUGGAUAGAAACUCACGGUUACAACCUAUAUAAAACAGAUUGUUGUCAAAUUUUAAUUAUCUGGACUUUCUUAGUUGCAGCUCAAACUUUCAUGGAGGAUUUACACUUUUUCAGUUUGUUUUACGUUGCAUGGAUGCAGUAUUUCUGCUGCCUACUUCAUAAACUGAUUUUCAAUCAUCUGUCUGGUUACAGGAGAUGUUAAAUGAACAACAUUUUUGCUGCUACAUCCUUUUUCUAAUGUGAGCUAUAAAUUUAGAUAGAUUUUAGUUAGAGCAGCUCUUAGACAUUAAAUGACAACUGAUUCUGUUAAAUAGAUCUUCCUUUCAAUAGCUCAAUCAAUAGAUUUAAAGAGCAGAAACUUGAUUAUUCAUAAACGAUGAACCAGAUCUAUGAGGAUGAUGUGGUGAUUAAGUAGAAGAUGGCUGGGUAUCAGGCUGUUGGUUUUUCUCAUACGCACAUGCACAAAACUCCAGAUAAUUGCCUGAAAUUUACUAAAUGUGCUGCAAAUGUGACCAUGUCUUAACCUGGACCUUUACCUGCCAGCACCCUGGUUAAUAUCUAGCAUGAAGUGUGGUGAAGUUGGUGUGUAAAACAGAAAACAUCCAGAGAAAUGUACUGAGAUAGUGGGUGAAAUCGAUGUGUCUACAUCAUAUGACUGGUGCUAUUGUUGUGCCUGCAGUGAAGCCAAUUCAUACUCUA
This is a messenger RNA of Cheilinus undulatus (humphead wrasse), 1956 nucleotides long. RefSeq names its product selenoprotein L (gene selenol). Lineage: Eukaryota; Metazoa; Chordata; Actinopteri; Labriformes; Labridae. The record is from RefSeq and is a predicted model, not a curated record. The transcript has 9 exons. Gene Ontology annotation, molecular function: oxidoreductase activity; antioxidant activity.